Ahaetulla prasina is the source of this 3044-nucleotide messenger RNA. RefSeq names its product mucin-2-like. NCBI's taxonomy places the organism in Eukaryota, Metazoa, Chordata, Lepidosauria, Squamata, Colubridae. The transcript has 6 exons. The record is from RefSeq and is a predicted model, not a curated record. Bases 323 to 2494 code for a protein of 723 amino acids. Gene Ontology annotation, biological process: proteolysis. Gene Ontology annotation, molecular function: serine-type endopeptidase activity.
UAAGAUUGUUUGUGCCUGUAUUCAUUCAGGAGGAGGGAUGAAAAUUGAAAAAAACAGCGGGCCUUGCUGGGAAAAAAAGUCUUUGAAUAUAGUUACCACAACAAAACUGCAGUUUCUUGAUUUUUAUGUGAAGGUGUGUUGAUAUACAGCAUCCUGCAUGUACAUAUAUGCAAGAGAGUUGCCAAAUGGCCAGAAAAGCAAUGACUAUCAUUUUGCAGCUACAAAAAGGUUGAAAUACCUUCAUGAAAUACUUUCAUUUCAAAAGACGAGAAGCUGUUUCAGACAUUGAUUGAGAGUCUGGCUGAAAAAAUGGCAAUUCUGGAUGAUUGUUAACAAUACCGUAGUCCUCCAAAUAAUCAAGCAUCCAAACAAUGUACCAAGAGGCUGCAAAAUAUGGAACUUAGAAGUUAACAACAUACAUUAUUUCACUAAUGCAUUCGGAAAAUGUAUCGUGCUUUAUAAAGUGCCCUUGACUCUGAAACAGCUUGUAUCUUGGAGCAAAUGUACCAUUUGUGGCCUUCAGUACCCAGAUCCCAAGUUGAAUAAAGCUAACGUGAUCUCCGAAUACAGUGGAGCCACAGAAGCCCCAUGGCUCGUGAACAUCUAUGGAAAUGGCCAGAGAUGCCAAGGAGUUAUCCUGAGCAGCUUGUGGGUCCUGACAGCAGCCAACUGCUUUUUGUUGAUGAAUCCGAGCCAAGUAGAGCUGACUGGGUCUCCUGGACAUUCCUCCACCAUGACAGUGAGUCAGUUUCUGCUACAUCGGGGCUUCAGUUCUUGGAAUACAGCACCCAAUAAUGACCUGGGUCUCAUCUUGCUUGCCCAGCCAGUUGAUUUAACAGCAAAAGACAUGUGGCCAGCUUGUAUUCCUCAGGAAGAAAAACCAUACAACAUCCAGGAGGAAUGUCGGAUUUUCGAACGAGGCCAAGAGGGAUCUAUGAGAUGGUUCCUAAAGGAGACAAUGGUGGAGGCCUUGAGCAUAUCUGACUGUUCCAAGCAUUGGCCUAACGCUUCAGAAGGCAGGAACUUGUGCAUGGCAAAAAAAGACUCUCCCAACCUCACAACUUGCAAGGUGCCAGUGGGCAGUCCCGUCAUCUGUCAUGAUCCAGUUACUUGGGAAUGGGAGGUGAUGGGCCUUGUAAGCCAGAGCUUGCACAACUGCACAAUCCCUAUCCUGGCUUCUCAGCUUUUAUCCCAUACACAGUGGCUGAAGCAAGUGGGAGCCUUAGAGAAUCCUCUCCAGACAGGAGACAAAUUACCUUCAGCAGCUGGACAGCAGCAACCGGUAACAUCAUUGGGACCAACUACAGUUCAAACACCAUCAGCAACCCUCCAAGUGCCUGUAAUACUUCCAGCUGCGAAUGAAAUAGUUACACUGCCAUCAUCAGAAGCAGCCAUAAUAGCUUCACUGCCUCCAGUGCAAGCAAUCACAACAGCCACCCCUAAAUGGUCAUCAACCAAUCUGCCACCACUGGAAGCAACUGUGGCAGCCACCCUUGCAUCUUCACCAACCAAACCUCCAACACUGGAAACAAUCGCCAAGACAGAAGCAACCAAGCUACCACCAAUGGAAACAAUUACAGCCACUGUUAUUGAAUUGCCAUCAACCAAUCUGCCGUUACUGGAAGCAAUCAUCGCAGCCACUGCUGUAUCUCCAUUGAUCAACCCUCCAUCCCUGGAAACAAUCACGGUAACUGAAGCAACUAAACUACCAUCAAUGGAAACAACAACAACCACCAUCACUAAAUUGCCAUCAACCAGUCUGUCAUCGCUAGGAGCAACUACAGCAGCCACCACUGCAUCUCCACCAUCCAGUCCUCCAGCACUGGAAACAAUUACAACAACUGAAGCACCACCAGUAGAAAAAAACAGGACAACAAGGCUCCCAUUAACAAACCAAACUACAAAGCAACUUGGUCCAGUGUCUUCAACUACUAAGAAUUCUACUUCGCAUUCUUCAAAAGCAGAAAAUCCUGCCCAGGAGACCAAUAAUGUAAAACUUACAACAGCCCAUGAAUCAUCACCUACAACAUCUGCAUUGUUCUCCUCAGCCAUAAAAUCACAGCAUGGGGCACCAACAACUUCUAGGCAUCUGCUACAGGAAACACCUUCCGUCCCAGGACAGCCUACUACCACUGAGAUGGCAUCAACCAAAUCCUCCUUCACAUCUACACAGCAGUCAUCUGUAGCUUCCAUUACAUCACCUCAGUCGUCAUCUGUUGUCUCUCCAGUGAACAAAAAGAGCUCUGUAACAACGGGAAGAACAAAAUCCUUUUCUCAAACCCCAAAGCAGCAAAAUGAAACACUUGACCUGUCACCACAGACGACAUCUUCAAUCACCAGUAAGCCAUCAGCUAGGGCCACACAAACUUUGGUAGAAUCCACCACCAGGCAAUCACUCCAAACUUCACAAAUUAACAACCAUCACCAUAUAGUAAUAACACCACCUACCUACUCGAGGCAGUCUAAACCUUUGUCAUCUCCGGGCACAAGAUAGGGCUUCUUCCACAGCUCUCCUAACCACACUUGAAAGUUCUGUCUGCUGGUUUUAUGGGACUAAGCCACAGGAGAAACCAGGAAGAAGGUCUUUCUCUUGGUCCUGCUCUGGCAUGCUUUCCCAGUUCAUUAAAGUAAUCCCCAUCUUGCAAUCCUUUGAGCAGAUAACACGAACGCCCAGAUAUAAAUGGCACGAAUCAGCAGCUCCCAUGCCUAUGAGCAAGAUGGCAAUUCGCAUGGAUCACAAAAUUGAUGAAUAAUGUGGCCAAAAACUUCUAUAUUCCUUUUCCUCUCAAAAUCUGGGGCUUGCUUGUGAUCAAUCUUUCCUGACUCCAAUCUGCCAGCCCUUCAGAGUAGAAUAAGUUUACAGUAAAUUGACUCAUUCCAGAUCAUUGACAGAGAAUCUGAAGUCUGAAGAUUGGCUGAUUUUUUCCCCCCUAAUAUGUUGUCUUUUCCCUUCGAUAUGUGGGCUGAAGCCUCAUUUUGUUUAAUUUCUUAUAAUCUAUUUGUUUUCAAAAUUAUUAAAAAGUGCUUAAGCCUUUUUAAUAGGC